AACUUCCUUUCUUUCCCCUCAUCUUUCCUGUUACCCGCCACGCAACCUAUCCAAUUUUUGCGAAGUCCGCCUUGAUCAGACAGAACCAAGGAGAAAUGGCCGAGAAUGCAACACAACAGGUCGAGGAUGUUCCGACUGACGAGGAUGCCUCCUCAGUGAGCGACUCUGAGCGUGAAGACUCGCUAGCUUCUUUGCGAUCUAGCAUUCUGGACUACCGAAGGGAGAAUGGUAGGACAUAUCACAGGGUCAGCGAUGGCAAAUACUACAUGCCCAACGAUGUGAUGGAACAAGAUCGCCUUGACUUCUCGCAUCAUCUUUGGAAGCUAACCUACGACGGAAAGUUAUGCAACAGCCCCAAGAAAAAGGGAGCUAGGGUUCUGGAUAUCGGAACUGGAACUGGUAUCUGGGCUAUGGACUACGCGGAUGAAAACGAAGACGCAUCUGUUACUGGCGUUGACCUGAGCCCAAUUCAACCAAGCUUUGUGCCGCCCAACUGUCAGUUCGAGGUUGAUGAUGUUGAGAAGGAGUGGACUUGGUCAGAGGCAUUUGACUUCAUCUUUGCCAGGUCAAUGAAUGGAUCCUUCAAGAGCCGUACUGACUUUGUCGCCAAAGCAUUUGAGAACCUGGAAGUCGGCGGAUACCUUGAGAUGCAAGAUAAUGUGUUCCCGUUGCGGUGCACUGAUGGGACAAUGACAGAUGACUCGAGCAUGUACAAGUGGUCUAAGCUCUUAGUCGAGGCUACGGAAAUCGUCGGACAGCCGCUCAACGACGGCCCGAAGUUCAAACAGAUGCUCGAGGAUGCUGGAUUCGUGGACGUGCAGGAGAAGAAGGGGAUCUUGCCUCUCGGAUCUUGGCCGGAGAAGGGCACUAAAGAGCAUGAGUUGGGGACUUGGUGUCGAUCCAUCACACUAGAGAGCCUCGAGGCCCUCUCGCUUGCUCUAUUCACGCGCGUUCUUGGUUGGACUAAGGAGGAAACCUUGGUGUUCUGUGCCGAAGCGAGGGAGGAGUUGAAGCAACAGAAUAUCCACGCCUACUUCGAUGUCUAUGCAGUCUGGGGUCGGAAACCCGCAGAAAAGUAGACGGAGUAUGCAUGAUACUUGGCAAUCUCCUCCUUCAAUUGAUGUCCUUAUUUGACAAUAUCUCUAUGAUGCAGCUGUGUGCCUUUCCAAAAAAGACAAGGAACCUUUGACAUCUGUUUCACUGUUGAGCAUAUCCGUUUGUGACACUGGAGAUAUCGUAACCGGUGUGAUAUCUCGUCACUUGCGCAACCAGGGACCCAUGGACUCGGCGCUGUGUUGCCGUAUUUCGACUUACUGUCCACCACGGGACGCUGGAUGAUGGUUCCGGGCACCUUGCAUAUGCAUGCAUGAGAUGAUAAUUAUGGUAAAAUCCAA
Molecule: messenger RNA, 1394 nt
Organism: Colletotrichum phormii
Lineage: Eukaryota; Fungi; Ascomycota; Sordariomycetes; Glomerellales; Glomerellaceae
Product: methyltransferase domain-containing protein
Exons: 11
Coding region: 96-1079 (327 amino acids)
Molecular function (GO): methyltransferase activity
Source: RefSeq, a predicted model, not a curated record